UCUCCCUCCUUUUCCUCUCCUUAUCCGGGAAGGUUAUCAGUAGUUUCUCUCCUCUCUAAAAUUUUCUCUCUCUAACCCUGUCUCUCUCAUCUGAUUUUCUUCGAAGGUUACCAGCAAUCUCUCUCUAAAACCCUCUCCCGCCUGCGGUUUCAUUGAAAGUACCGUUAGGUUUCGCUGUGUUUGAAUUAUCUUCCUCCAAUUCGCUUCUAUAUAUAGUCGUGUUUGGCGUCGAAUCGAGUCACCGGAAGAGAAAGGUGUGUGGACGUUGCAUGACGACCGCUUCGGAACUGUUCUACAAUCGGAGGUCUCGUUUGGGCCGAAACACCAUUGAAUUAGGGCUCGAUUCUUCUCUCGAUCGAAGUAUUCAUCACAAUCAAAGCAAUCGUCGCAAUCAUCACAACAACAACAACAACAACAACAAGAGCAGCAACAACAAUAGCAGCCGUCGAGAUCGUCACGAUCCGGACGGAUGUGAUCCUCUCCGUCGAUCUCCCCAUAUCAGGCUUCCAUCUCAUCGCCCUUCUCAUCCGGAACGAGAAUCAGUUCGACUUGACCAAGGUGGAAGCCAAUCUGCUAUAUUCAACCAUCUCAACUCAGCAAAUGUUAGCAGCAUACACGAUAGGGCGAGAGUCAGGGGGAAUGACAGGCUUCCGGGAGCUGUAGUACUUGCAAGGGAAAGGCUUCUUGAAAGGUUGAGAGGUCCAUCAUCUAGAAACAGUAGGCGAAGCUACAGGGCUUCAUCGGGCAUCAAUCAUGACGACUUCACUCAUGGCGACAACUUUACACUCAUUGAUGCAGGGGACUGGGAGACUGAGACUUCCCCUCAGUGGGCAGCUAGAGUCGCUGCAUUUACCGACCAGUUGUUAGUUCCAAGUGAAGCAAUCAAGCGACCACCCGGACUCAGUAAGGAGGCCCUGGACUGUUUGCAACUGGAAAAUUUCAGCAAUACUGAUAAUAACGAUGAAAUUGGGAUAUCAAGGGCAUCAGAGGACUGCAGUAUAUGUCUGGAGAGUUUCCUGGAGGGAGAGGAGCUGAUAUGCUUGCCGUGCAAACAUAGAUUCCACUCAUGCUGCUUGGAUCCAUGGGUUCGCGCUUGUGGUGACUGCCCGAACUGUCGAACAGGUAUAGUUGUAAACAGUUAUAAAGAGUUGGAAAAAAGAUGAAACUUCCCGGUGGUAAAAUAUUUUUUGAGUUCGGUUUUUCUUGCAUGGUGCAAAGUUUUGGGACUUGAAUCAAUGGGACAGAGAUACUUUUUAAUUUAAAAGCUUGUAAUUGUUACUUCAGUUUGAGGUGUUCUGGUUUACCUCAGUUUAAAAUUAGAAUAACUCGAUGUAUAUGUGUACAGAGCAUGCUUAUAUGAGAGCUGUUGCUUACAAAUUUCUGCAA
Messenger RNA from Cornus florida, 1386 nucleotides. Its product is annotated as probable E3 ubiquitin-protein ligase RHY1A. Lineage: Eukaryota; Viridiplantae; Streptophyta; Magnoliopsida; Cornales; Cornaceae. The coding region runs from base 270 to 1163 and encodes 297 amino acids. The record is from RefSeq and is a predicted model, not a curated record. The transcript has 3 exons.